GGCAAUGAGUAUGAACAAAAGAAAUGCAUUAUGCCCCAUGUGUUGAUGUACAAUAUGAUGUCAGGUUGGUCUAGUUGUUAGCAGUGAUUUCUGUCAUACCUUUUUAUUGAGUUUACAUCAGGCAUAACUCAUUUCUGCUUUAUCUACAUCCACCUCAAAUUAUAAAUACUGCACACAAGCAUGUACAUAGUUCUUGUCAGUAGACAGCCUUGUGCAUCGCUGCCGCCAUAAAACUGGCCAUUUAACAUAAAGAGGCUCUAUGAUGCCUCUGUGUGUGCCUGCAUGGAGAAAUUAAUGGGUAGUAGAUAGUGACAGGGCCAAACAGACAGACAGCCAAAUGUACACUCUGCUUCAGUCCACACUGGACAGACAAGCACAUUCAGACACACACGCCGCCACUGUUUGUUGACCUGAAAGGCAACCAUUGUAACUGCCUCCAUCCACACACACUCAUCUCUAACCUUCACAAAAUAGUAUGCAAAAUAUGCAGACACUGAUCCCACACUGACACACACGCACACAUUUUAAGUAAGGGGAGGGUGGCCAGGGUUAUAUAAACAAGUGCAGUACAGAAAACGGAUAGACAGAUGGAUGUGACCAACAGCAAUACCAGACUGGGAUUAUAUCAAUUUUCAUAGAGCCAGAGGAAAGGACUGAAAGGAGGACAAACGCACGGGAACUAUCUGCUACGGAGGGACUGGAAGACUGAAGGAAGAGCAGGGAGAAAGGAGGGCAGAACGGAGAAAACUAAACACAAUUUGAGGAGAUCAAUUUGAACAAGUGAAUCGACUUUGUUUCUGUCUGUCUGCUGCCAGACCCCAGACCUGCAAGUUGCUGGUGCACACCAACACAGAGUAAUUUUCUCAGCGUCAGCCAGUUGACCGGUGAAGUCAGUGCCAUAGGGAAGAUUGGCUAUGAUCUGCUUUCGGCUUUGCCAGAAGUGUCAGGGCCAUCGGCAUUAGAGCUCAUUGAGUUUGCAGUGCCACAGAGAGUCAGAAUGGGCAGUGUGUGGUAAUCUAAGGAUGACACCCGCACUUUACUGCAUCAGAUAGCGUCCAGUGUGUGGUACAGCUCGUAACGCUUUGUCUCUGCACUGCAAACACACAUACACGUAAAAAACACACAUACUUACACAUGCAAACACAUGAGAGCUACACACUACCAGAAUCCAACGAUGCAUUAGGUCCUGACAAUCAGCGGAACUCAGGGCCGUAAGCACAGCAGGCUUUCGGAUCGGUGUGUAUGAGUGAGUGUGUAUCCGGGGUGCACCCAGGCACGGACUACGCCCAGUGGAGCAUGUUGGCAAGGAAGAGUUAGGCAGGUCGAUGCUGCACGAUUAUACUGUCUGAUAGCCUGUGAUUAUUCUGAGGAGUCUAAAAUUACCACGUAAAAUCACUGUCCAUUCACGCUACAGUGUGUACAUGAUAGCAUAUCGAAAGAGUUCUAGCAUUCAAGCAAAUAAUUGUGGAUACCUUGAGUGAGUAGUAUAUAAAUCUCGGGGGUAAAAGCACAAACCAAAAGGAGUAUUAUCUGACACUCAAGUGUCUGGCUGCAGUUUGCACAACCCUUUGCUAGUUUGUUUUUUACACAGGGCAAGCACUUCCACUUCGUGUCUGUAUAGAACAGCACUCAAGCUCAAUGGAUUUUAUUUAACCUUAGCUAUCUCCAGAUGAAUUGCAAGAUAGUGUCUCCAUCCCUCCAGAGGCCGGGUCGGUUCAGUUAUAGCUCAAAGGAACAUUGACUUCUGCCUGUCGAUUUGUAGGGUGAGAAGUCCUUGUUUGACUUAUUAAAAUACAAUCUGUUCAAGAAUGAGCAUUGUUGCCCUAGAUUUCACUAUCCUCAAGGGCAUGGCAGUGUAGGUAGCUCUAUUUCAAAAGUUAACAUUCAGUCAACAUCAGUGGAGAUAAACUUGACUUGCUUUAAAGGCAUUUUCUCAGCAUAUCUUAGAAUGAAAUAUAGUUUCAUUGUUGUUUUGUGAUCCUUGGAGCAGUGUGAUUUGACCCACACAAGACAAGCAGACUGUUGUUGUGCUUAAUUGUGCGACUGACUGUUAGGACGCCUGGUGCUCAGAACUAGCUGUGCCCUGAGUUGGCGCUGCAGUGUGCAGUUGGCGAAGUGCUAAUUAAGUUGUCCAUCGUUUGGUUAAUUGCGUAGCUGCCAAUACUAGAUAUGCCUGCUGUUAAAUAACACAGGAUUCCAGGUUUGCUUUGGUCACUUUUGGUAUUGGUUUUUCUGGUUUAUUGAUCUGAGAGUUUUGAGCUUAGGUCUCAGAAGGCUCAGAGCAGUGUAGUAGAAAAUAGCAAGGCUAGUGGUGUUUGUUGUUGUUGUUGUUGUUUUGCUUAGAUGGAACUGAGCUCCCGUACUGCUUUGUAGUGGCAAAGCUUAUGCACUGUAUGGAUUUAAGACAAUGCAUGUUGUAAGUUCUAUCUAAGCAGCACAAGGUGCUAAAGUCAACAUUGGAACUUCUUGUUGCCGUGAGCUCAUCUCUGUGUGCAGUGUGAUAGUGUCUAAAUCGCUAGCUCUGUUAGCACCCUGAGCUCUGGCCAAACUUCUGUGUAUUGCAUGCUAGUCCUGGCUGCAGUUCGGUUCUAUUUGACUUAGAAGCUAAAGCAGUUUUUUUUUCCAUGUGUUGUGUUGCAGCGCAGCACAUAAGAGUCCUUUAUUCAAGCGUUGUCCUCAAACAGCAACUUCUGUCUGAUUGAGCUAAAGUAAAGCUGGGCAAUUAGCGUGUGCACGUGCCUGCAGUAUUGCAGUUGAGAACAAAUCAGUGUGUGUGUGUGUUUGUGUGUGUGCGGACUAGUUUGUCUGUAGCCGUGCAAGCAGGGUCACAGAGGAGCCAUUGAUCAAACGUACACACACAAACACACACACACACACACACACACACACAGCUUCUCAAUACACAAUGAGGCCUGUCCGGAGCUCUAUCCACUGCUGCCUCCUCCCUGCCCCCUUCUCUAUGGUCCUCCGCAGCCUGGUCCUGGUCUUGCUCUGCAUCACUUCUCGUUGUCAGGCGGUCCAGACGGAGAACGUGACAGUCUUGGAGGGAGGUACUGCACAGAUCUCCUGCCGUCUGCAGAACUACGAUGGAUCAAUUGUGGUCAUACAGAAUCCGCGUCGGCAGACCCUCUUUUUCAAUGGCACACGAGCCCUGAAAGACGACCGUUUCCAGAUGACGCUCUUCACUCCACGGCUGGUGCGCAUCACGUUGACCAACGUCAGUGUUUCGGAUGAGGGCGGCUACUUCUGCCAGCUCUACACUGAUGCCACGCACCACCAGGUUGCAACGCUGUCUGUUUUGGUGCCCCCGGAGACGCCAACGGUGGAGGUGAAGCAGGAGGCCGUGGAGGGCGGCGAGGUGGAGCUCACCUGUGUAUCACCUCGUAGCAAGCCGGCUGCCAGCCUGCGCUGGAUUCGGAACGGCCGCGAGAUACCAGGUGUGGUAUCCCAGCAGGACAACGGCAAGACAUUCAGUGUGUCCAGCACCAUCCGGAUCCCAGUAGAAAGGAAGGACAAUGGGGCGGCGCUGAGCUGUGAGGCGCUCCACCCAGCACUGAACGAGCAGAAGAGGAUCCGACACUACCGCCUGGAUGUUUAUUUUGCACCUACAGUGAGAAUUGUUCCUCCUACUGGCAUUUUGCGAGAGGGCGACUCACUCAGCCUCACCUGCUCCGUCACCGGGAACCCUUUGCCCAGGAACAUUCAGUGGUCCAAGAUUAACGACACUUUGCCUGAGAGGGCAGAGAUAUCCGGCCCCACCUUUCAGAUUUCCCGUCUCAGUCAAUCACACAACGGGACGUACUUGUGCCAGGCCCAGAACAACUAUGGACGUGCUGCUGAUCAUUACACCCUAUUGGUGUAUGAUAAUGUGUCAGUCACUACCACGGUCCCUCCCACUCCUACCACCCAACCACUCACCUCCCAUCCCGCCACCCCAAUCCUCCUAACACCCAGCUUGGCCCCGGACCCAUCAGAUCCUGGUGCAGUGGUAGAGACUCACAGCGCAGUACCAUAUGCAGUGAUAGGGGGCGUUCUGGCACUGCUGGUUUUCACUGUCAUCUGUGUCCUCAUUGUCACCAUCUGGUGCUCCGUCCGACAGAAAGGCUCGUACCGUACCAGAGAGCCUAUUCUUGCUUGGUAUUGACCUAACAAUCAAUAAACUAAUGAUUUAAUCAGUUGCAGGUUCCUAUCUUACCCAUGAGGCCAGUGGGUUGGAUGAACAUGGUGAGGUGCAGGAGGCCUUCCUCAAUGGGAACGACGCCAGCCAGGGCAAGAAGGAGUACCUACUGUAGCCCUUUCCCUUCCCUAUCCCCUUCUCUUCUGACCUCAUCCCUCUAUCUCUUCCUCCCCCCUUAUAUACAGUAUACACACAGACACACACACUUACACUUGUAUACAAUGCGCCAUAAAAGGCGGCCUUCUAAAAACGACUGUACACAGACACUGCACACAGUCAGUCCAUCCCACUCCAUUCCACUCCAUACCUCUACACACACAUGUACAGCCAGAGAUAGACAAGAAAAAGAGAGCCUAUAGACCCACCAGCCAUUAAUGACUGUGCCAUAUACUAUAAGUCAGAGAAACAGGGGAAAUUGAGAAGGCGCCCAAAAGGGGGGGGAGUUAAUGUCGACAGAAAACGAAAUGAUGCCAUAAUCAUUUUGAUCGAGAGAGGGGGAAGCAGGGAGCACAAGAAAACAGGCACUCUGUCCAUACAGCUUGCAAAGUGGAAGAGGAAUUAAAGGCAGAUGAUUACUAUAAUUCCAUGCCUGAAGAAAACCAUCCAUUUCACAAAGCUCAGUAUUUAACUGGUGGAGACAGUGGGAGCAGUAUUUGAGGAGGGGAGGGGGAAGUGGAGGAGGUGGGAGGUAGAUGACCAAGAUCUACUGAGUGCAAGAUGACAGACAAAUUGAAAUCGCAUAUAAUUUCUUAACAACAUUGAAAUGUGAAAGCCCAGAGUCCUGGGAAGAAUUCACACCUUAUGAACAACCUGACUGUCCUGUUUUGCUACCCGUGUUGGGUGGCUUGCCAGUAAUUUGUGAUGUUUUUCCCCUCUCGCUGCAGGGAAAGGUGGUUCUCUUUUCAUUUAUGCUCCAUCUUCCCCUUCCUCUCCAUUCACCUGUUACCAUCCUCUCCCCUCUCCCUUAUAUGUCUCUUUCUCUCUGUCUGUCCCCCUCUAUCACUCCUCCUUUGUUGGCUCCUAAUAAUGAAAGGAUUAGCGUUGGGCUGUGUUCCCGACAAAGAAGAAAUGAAUAUGACUUGCUAAGGCAUUAAAGAAAAGCUUAAUUAUUUUAGAAUGUCAUUAAGAGGAUAAAAAGGUUUGAAAGUCUUAAUAAGAAGGGCAAGGGGAGUGAUAGCAAAAGGAGCGAAUGAGAAAAUUAAAUGGGUGGAUAUUUUUUUGAGAAUGCUACCACACAUAUGCAGAUACAUGCACACAUUCAUACAUACAGUGAACAUGUUGACAGAACAAAUAUACAUAUCUCCGAAUUCCUUAUUUGUAUAAAAAAACAUCAACAUAAAUUAAAGGAAACUUUUAAGAAAUAAGAAAACAGUUUACUAUUGAAACACAUAAUGAAGCAACUAUACUAACACAGAAUAUUAGCCUAUAGAGGUGCAAAGCCGAACAAACUACUGUCCAGUGAUCUUUAAAGAAAACAAAGAAAAGAAUAAAAAAAAAAUCAUUUGUCUUUAUGAAAAACCAGAGGUCUUAUUGAUUUUUUAUUAAUUAUUAUUAUUAUUAUUUGAACAAUUAUGAUUGUUGUUAAUGUUAUUAUUAUUGCCGUUGUUAUAAUUAUAAUUGUAAAUGUUAAAGAAAUGUACACUUCCCAUGGUUUGUUUUUGGUUCUACUGUAGAGAAAUUGCUGUCUUUUUUCACUCUUACCUUUCCUCUCUUUCCCAGUCUUUCUCUCUCUUUGUCUCCUGUGCCGAGUUGUCUCUUCUCCUGUCUUUCACUCUUGUUUAUUUUAGAGUCCAUGUGUCAUUGUUGAUAUAUAGCUAACUAUUUCUUUAUAGGGGAAAGAUACAAAGCACGACAAAAUAAAAAAGAAUCCAAAAAUAA
Molecule: messenger RNA, 6055 nt
Organism: Scatophagus argus
Lineage: Eukaryota; Metazoa; Chordata; Actinopteri; Scatophagidae
Gene: cadm4
Product: cell adhesion molecule 4
Exons: 10
Coding region: 2906-4144 (412 amino acids)
Biological process (GO): negative regulation of peptidyl-tyrosine phosphorylation; regulation of wound healing; regulation of Rac protein signal transduction
Cellular component (GO): cell-cell contact zone
Molecular function (GO): vascular endothelial growth factor receptor 2 binding
Source: RefSeq, a predicted model, not a curated record